AUGUCUACCUACGGCAAGCUCGACGAAUCCGAGCAAGAAAGGCUCGUAGCUCGCCGAAAGACCCGGAGGCGAAUCGCCGUCAUGAGCUUGUCAGCCGUUGUCCUGGUCGGCGUUGUUGUGGCGGCUGUCUUAGGAACAAGUCUUGCUCACAACAACGACAAGGACGACAAAAACAACAGUAGUAGCAAUAAUGUUGAUAUUUCUGCUUCAGUGAAAGCCGUGUGUGAUGUGACAUUGUACAAGGAUGCUUGUUAUGCCAGCCUUGGACGUGUGGUUCAACCAGGACAAGUGAUGAAGCCUGAGGAUUUGUUCAGGCUGUCUCUUCAAGUUGCAUUGGAUGAAGUUUCUAAUGCUGCUGAUAAGUAUUUUUCUGGUAAAAAGGGAGCUUUUAAGGAUUUGAUUGGUGAUGAUAACAGGACCAUGGAAUCUUUCAGAAAUUGCAAGGAGCUGUUGGAUCUUGCUAUUGAUCAUCUGAAUGUCUCCUUGUCCUCUGGGCAGAAUUCUUCUGUUCUUGACCUUUUUGAAGAUCUUCAAACAUGGUUAAGUGCUACAGGAACAUACCAACAAACAUGCAUAGAUGGCUUAGAGGAAGCAAAAGGAUCAAUAAAGAACAGAAUUAGUAGCUACCUAAAGAACUCUACAGAGUUUACUAGUAACAGUCUGGCCAUUAUCACUUGGAUUCAGCAGGCUACAAGCACACUAAACUUGAGACGACGACGUUUAUUGACCCUACCAAAUAACAACGAAGCUCCAGCAUGGCUUCAUCAGAAAGACAGAAAGCUGCUUGCAUCAGACAAGGACUUGAAGAAGAGAGCAGACAUUGUUGUGGCCAAAGAUGGGUCUGGAAAAUACAGAACAAUCUCUGAAGCACUCAAACACGUCCCAGAAGAGAGCAAGAAGAGAACUGUGAUCUAUGUGAAGAAAGGACUUUACUAUGAGAAUGUUAGAGUUGAGAAGAAGAAAUGGAAUGUGAUGAUGAUUGGCGAUGGAAUGACCAGAACAAUUGUGUCUGGUAGUCUCAACUUUGUUGAUGGCACACCCACUUUCUCAUCUGCAACAUUUGCUGUUUUUGGGAAGAACUUCAUGGCGAGGGACAUCGGAUUUCGCAACACGGCGGGGCCACAGAAGCACCAGGCUGUGGCACUAAUGACAAGUGCUGAUCAGGCUGUGUACUACAGAUGCCUAUUUGAUGCAUUUCAGGACACUCUCUAUGCUCAUUCACAUCGCCAGUUCUAUAGAGAAUGCAACAUCUUUGGCACUGUUGAUUUCAUCUUUGGCAACUCUGCAGUUGUCAUUCAAAAUUCCAACAUCUUCCCAAAGGUGCCUAUGUUGGGGCAGAAGAACACAAUCACAGCACAAGGGAAGGUAGAUCCUAAUAUGAACACAGGGAUUUCAAUUCAGAAUUGCAGAAUCUCACCCUUUGGGAACUUGAGUUCUGUGCAAACGUAUCUGGGAAGGCCAUGGAAGAACUACUCAACCACUGUGUUCAUGCAAUCUUCAAUGGGAGAUUUAAUUGAUCCUAGUGGCUGGUUGCCAUGGGUGGGAGACUCAGCACCAGACACUAUUUUCUAUGCUGAGUUUCAGAACUUUGGACCCGGUGCUUCAACAAAAGGUAGAGUCAAAUGGAAGGGUUUAAGAACAAUUUCUGCUAAACAAGCAAAUAGAUUCACAGUUAAGGCCUUUCUUCAGGGAGACCGAUGGAUUCCGGCCACAAUUACCCCCUACAAGUCUUCUCUGUGA
Molecule: messenger RNA, 1740 nt
Organism: Neltuma alba
Lineage: Eukaryota; Viridiplantae; Streptophyta; Magnoliopsida; Fabales; Fabaceae
Product: putative pectinesterase/pectinesterase inhibitor 24
Exons: 4
Coding region: 1-1740 (579 amino acids)
Biological process (GO): cell wall modification
Molecular function (GO): pectinesterase activity; enzyme inhibitor activity
Source: RefSeq, a predicted model, not a curated record